Messenger RNA from Gastrolobium bilobum, 1160 nucleotides. Its product is annotated as protein TEEBE-like. Gene Ontology annotation, cellular component: plasma membrane; cell wall. Lineage: Eukaryota; Viridiplantae; Streptophyta; Magnoliopsida; Fabales; Fabaceae. The transcript is spliced from 3 exons. The record is from RefSeq and is a predicted model, not a curated record. The coding region runs from base 1 to 1107 and encodes 368 amino acids.
AUGGCAGCGACUCUUAUAACUACACUCUGUUCGGCUUUGCUAUUUGCUGCUUCAGCUUUUGCUGCUCUUCAGCCUAGAGUGCCAGAAGCUUACCUCCAAAAUGGAAACUUUGAGGAGAUGCCAAACCCGAGAGACCUCAAGAAAACAAAACUCAUUGGGAAAUAUGCUCUGCCCAAAUGGGAAAUCAAUGGUCUGGUUGAGUAUGUCUCUGGGGGUCCCCAACCUGGAGGCAUGUUUUUCCCAGUGACUCAUGGAAUACAUGCUGUGAGGCUUGGCAAUGAAGCCUCAAUCUCGCAGACCAUCAAGGUCAAAUCUGGUCAAAUGUAUGCUCUAAUUCUUGGGGCAUCUAGGACUUGUGCACAAGAUGAAGUUUUGAGAAUCUCUGUGCCUCCACAGACUGGUGAUGUUCCUUUGCAAACCCUUUAUAACCUCAAUGGUGAUGUUAUUGCUUGGGGAUUCAAGGCCACUUCUGAUAUUGCCAAAGUGACUUUCCACAAUCCUGGAGUUCAAGAAGAUCCAGCUUGUGGUCCACUUUUGGAUGCCAUUGCUAUCAGAGAGUUCUACCCUCCAAGGCCUACAAGAGUUAAUUUGGUUAAAAAUCCUGGCUUUGAAGAGGGUCCAUUCCCAAUUUUCAACUCUACCAAUGGUGUUCUGGUCCCUCCACAGCAGCAAGAUCUCAUGUCUCCACUCCCAGGUUGGAUUAUUGAAUCCCUCAAAGCUGUGAAGUUCAUUGAUUCAAAGCAUUUCAAUGUCCCAUUUGGGCUGGGAGCAGUAGAGCUUGUGGCUGGAAGGGAAAGUGCAAUUGCCCAAAUCCUGAGAACAGUUACCAACAAAGUCUACAACAUUACAUUUUCUGUUGGAGAUGCCAAAAAUGGGUGCCAUGGUUCAAUGAUGGUUGAAGCAUUUGCCGCAAAAGAUACCUUUAAAGUUCCCUACAAAUCUGAAGGGAAGGGUAGUUUCAAGACUGUGAGUUUCAAGUUCAAAGCAAUUGCACCCAGAACCAGACUCACAUUCUACAGCUCCUUCUACCAUACCAGAAUUGAUGAUUAUGGAUCACUUUGUGGCCCUGUUCUUGAUCGAGUUAUAGUGUUCCCUGUUGUUGCCUAAAUGUGAUUUUCACCUUAUUGUAAUACGUAGUAAUGGAGAUUUUUGCUAGUCAC